UACGUCACUAUCAUGCGUCCCAUUUGCCAGGUUAUAACAUGGUUACCACAGCAACACCCCACCCAGGCUUUUCACUAAAUAUCCGAACCUAACCACGGCUUAGGCCCACUCCAGAUCAGGAAAGGGAGGAACACUAGCGCCGGUACAGCCACCAAAACUUCCGGAAACUCCAUCAGGCACUUAACUCUCCUAAUCUCUCGGGUAGGCACCCUCCCACCGCCCCUAUCGUCACUUCCGUCGGCCAAGAUUGACAGGCUGGGACGUCCAGUCAGAUCGGGUCCAGCCCCAAAGCCGAGGCGAGGGGCGGGUUUGAGAGCGGAAAGCCCCACCCCUUGCCUGCGUGUGACGACAGAAUCGCCAUGGCCAGCUAUCCCUACCGGCAGGGCUGCCCAGGAGCUGCAGGACAAGCGCCAGGAGCCCCUCCGGGUAGCUACUACCCUGGACCCCCCAGUAGUGGAGGGCAGUAUGGCAGCGGGCUACCCCCUGGUGGUGGCUAUGAGGGUCCUGCCCCUGGAGGACCUUAUGGACCACCAGCUGGUGGAGGGCCCUAUGGACACCCCAAUCCUGGGAUGUUCCCCUCUGGAACUCCAGGAGGACCAUAUGGUGGUGCAGCUCCAGGGGGCCCCUAUGGUCAGCCACCUCCAAAUUCCUACGGUGCCCAGCAGCCCGGGCCUUAUGGACAGGGUGGCGCCCCUCCCAACGUGGAUCCUGAGGCUUACUCCUGGUUCCAGUCAGUGGACUCUGAUCACAGUGGCUAUAUCUCCAUGAAGGAGCUGAAGCAAGCCCUGGUCAACUGCAAUUGGUCCUCGUUCAAUGAUGAGACCUGCCUCAUGAUGAUAAACAUGUUUGACAAGACUAAGUCAGGCCGCAUCGAUGUCUACGGCUUCUCAGCCCUGUGGAAAUUCAUCCAGCAGUGGAAGAACCUCUUCCAGCAGUAUGACCGGGACCGCUCGGGCUCCAUUAGCUACACAGAGCUGCAGCAAGCUCUGUCCCAAAUGGGCUACAACCUGAGCCCCCAGUUCACCCAGCUUCUGGUCUCCCGCUACUGCCCACGCUCUGCCAAUCCUGCCAUGCAGCUUGACCGCUUCAUCCAGGUGUGCACCCAGCUGCAGGUGCUGACAGAGGCCUUCCGGGAGAAGGACACAGCUGUACAAGGCAACAUUCGGCUCAGCUUCGAGGACUUCGUCACCAUGACAGCUUCUCGGAUGCUAUGACCCAACCCAUCUGUGGAGAGUGGAGUGCGCCAUGGACCUUUCCUGCCAUCUUAGAGUGAGAGAAGCAUGUGGACCUCUCUUCCUUUCCUGCCCCUCUAGAAGAACAUUCUCCCUUGCUUGAUGCAACACUGUUCCAAAAGAGGGUUGAGAGUCCUGCAUCAUAGCCACCAAAUAGUGAGGACCGGGCCUGACGCCACAGGUAGGGGCCUGAUGGAGGAGAGGAUGGAGCCUGAAUGUCCUGAUGGCCAUGAGCAGUUGAGUGGCACAGCCUGGCCCCAGGAGCAGGAGAUACCAGUCCUGAUAAUGGAGUUAGUGUCCAGUCAGCUGAGCUCCACCCUGGUGCCAGUGGUGAGUGUUCAUCGGCCUGUUACCAUUAGUACCUGUGUUCCCUCACCACCCCUCAGGCCAUCCUGUCACGUGAGCUCAUUUUCUCCAAAGUGGAAUCUGACCAAGCAUGAGAGAGAUUUGCCCAUGGGACCAGUGGCUUGGAUUCCACCACACCCAUAAAGUUAACAGUUGUGUGUUAAUUUCUAGCUGCCUGGGGCUGUCCCUGCUCAGGGAGCUCAGACAAAUCUGCUCCCUGGGCAUCUUUGGCCAAGGUACUGCCAGCUGCAGCUGGGACCCCUCACUUGCCUGCCAUGCUCUGCCUAACUUUGGUCUCCAGGGUACAGUGGUCACCUCUCCCUGCCAAUACUUUUCUUGAUUUGCAUUUUUUAAUUUGGGGCCAAAAGUCCAGUGAAAUUGUAAGCUUCAAUAAAAGGAUGAAACUCUGGGGUUC
This is a messenger RNA of Sapajus apella (tufted capuchin), 1992 nucleotides long. It is a transcript of the gene PEF1, whose product is annotated as penta-EF-hand domain containing 1. The record is from RefSeq and is a predicted model, not a curated record. Lineage: Eukaryota; Metazoa; Chordata; Mammalia; Primates; Cebidae. Gene Ontology annotation, biological process: COPII vesicle coat assembly. Gene Ontology annotation, molecular function: calcium ion binding. The coding region runs from base 360 to 1214 and encodes 284 amino acids. The transcript is spliced from 5 exons.